AUGAGUAAAAACACGCUAGAAGGGACGCUACGGCUGCACGAGGGGAAGAAAGACGACAGAAGCAACAGCUAUGAACGACAGCGAGGCGGCGGCGACACUGAGCCGCUGGAGCUGAGGAGGAGACGGCGUGAAGAAGGUUGUAGACUACACGAGAUUGAGAGGAAGAUGAAAAGAGUUGGGAUCUCUAAGUAUGGCAAUAUCCACACAUAUAGAAAUGAAAUAUUGACUAACGAUCAUAGACAAGCUUCUAGUUGGGUUCUCGGUCAUUUAAUUUCGUCGAAGUUUGAAGAUAUUAGUCGUUCAUAUAAACCGAAGGACAUUGUGAAGGAUAUAAAACAAGAGUAUGGUGUGAGUUUAAGUUAUGACAAGGUAUGGAGGGUAAGGGAAGAAGCGUUAGUGCUUGUUUGGGGGUCACCAAAAGAAUCGUAUAAGAAGUUAUCUAAAUUUGGUGAAGCCUUACAAAUUGAAAAUUCUGGUUCAGCAUUUAAAUAUGAUCUACAGGAAGAUAAAUAUUUCAAGCACGUCUUUAUGGCUCUUAAUGCUUCCAUUAGGGGGUUUCUAAACUGCAUUCGCCCUAUUUUAAUUGUAGGUGGAACACAUUUAAGGGGUAAAUAUAGUGGUAAACUCCUGCUUGCAACUGGGGUCGAUGGAAAUAAUCAAAUAUACCCAGUCACAUUCGGUAUAUCUAGUGGAGAAACUAAUGAAUCUUGGGUGUGGUUCCUUCAGCAAUUAAUAUGUGCAAUUGGACAAGUUCAUGAUGUGGUUAUCGUAUCAGAUAGACACCCUAGCAUAAAAAAGGUAAUUAUCACAGUCUUCCCAGAAGCAUUUCAUGGUAUCUGCAUCCAUCACUUGAAAGCUAAUUUAUUAGUUAAUUUUAAGAAUAAAGAUAUUUUGGAUAUUUUCGACAAAGCAGCCAAGGCAAGUCGUGAGUUUGUGUUCAAGUACCAUUAG
Benincasa hispida (wax gourd) is the source of this 951-nucleotide messenger RNA. NCBI's taxonomy places the organism in Eukaryota, Viridiplantae, Streptophyta, Magnoliopsida, Cucurbitales, Cucurbitaceae. The record is from RefSeq and is a predicted model, not a curated record.